Nerophis lumbriciformis (worm pipefish) is the source of this 1560-nucleotide messenger RNA. The record is from RefSeq and is a predicted model, not a curated record. NCBI's taxonomy places the organism in Eukaryota, Metazoa, Chordata, Actinopteri, Syngnathiformes, Syngnathidae.
AUGGUUGAAGGUCCCGGGUGUACAUUAAACGGCGAAAAGAUCCGCUCGAGGGUCCAGAAAGGACAAAAAGUGAAAGAAAUGCGAGGCAGCAUGUUCUCAACGAAGGGAAACGACCAGGAGAGAAACAACGCCAUCCAAAGGCUGAAAGGUUGUCAGUACACUGGUGUUGACACUCUAGGGAAGGAGCUCUUCUUGUAUUUUGGUCCUAAAGCGUUGAGAGUCCACUUUGGCAUGAAUGGCUCAAUGCGAAUCAAUAGCACGGAGAAAAAACGUGGCGGCAGCAGCCCAGUGUUGGAAAUCCACCUGACCAAGGACACUGUGUUCUUCUUUGACAGCACAGUGGAAAUGAGGUUGAGUGACGACUGCGAGCAGCGCUUGCGAGCUCUUCAGCCCCUAGACGUGUGUUCGCCGGCAUUCAUCCCCUCACGUUCAGCUGAGGCGGCGAGACGCCACGGCGGCAGGAUGCUCUGUGAUGUCCUCCUCGACCAGGCCGUCAUGCCGGGAGUGGGCAACAUCAUUAAAAACGAAGCGCUGUUCGACGCGGGCCUACACCCAGCCGUGAAGGUGGAGCAGCUGUCGGACGAGCAACUUCACCACUUGGUGAAGAUGACCCGGGAUUUCACUCUUCUCUUUUACAAGUGUCGCAAGUCUGGCUCUGCGCUGUGCACACACUACAAAGUCUACAAGCGUCCCCGGUGCGGCCGGUGCUCUGGCGCCGUUACCGUCUGUCGUCUCGGCGACAAUGGCAGGAUGACUUACUUUUGUGACCGCUGUCAGAAGUAUGAUGCCAGCAGCGUCCACGUCAGUCAACUUCCUGUAAGGAACACCCUGAUUGGCUGGGUCGGCAGCGGAGAAGCAGCCAAUGAAAACGUGGCAAAGAAGGAGGAAGAGGACUGGGCAUGUCACCUGUGCACGCUCAUCAACCGGCCCAAUGCCAAAAGUUGCGACGCCUGCCUCUCUCCCAGAGCUCAGGUCCACAAAGACGAAACCUCUACACACUCCUCCACCGAUCUGGUGCGCUACCCUUGCAACACCUUCACAAAACCCCGAGAGGAGCGCAAACUCAACUGGCGCUCUGUUUUGGGGACGUCCACCCUGCUUUUCUCCGACCUGAGCGCAGCAUCCGGACCAUCUCGUGGGGGACCGCCGGCCUCAUCCAGUCAGCCGCGUAAGAAAAUGAGAAUUGAUGGCGGUCCCUCUAACAAGUUGAGCGUGCAGACAUCAGCAGGGGCGCAGCCCGGCCCCUGCCGACCUCCCUCGUGUGCUUCCCACGGCCGCCCGGCUCACAUGCGAGUCGUCCACAAGGAUGGCGACAAUAAAGGACGGCGGUUUUAUACUUGCUCACUGCCCCGGGAGACAAAGUGCGAUUUUUUUGAGUGGGCUGACUUGCACUUUCCCUCCUGUCACCACGGCAAACGAUGCGUGAUGAGGACUGUGCUCAAGCUGGGACCCAACAAUGGCCGCGACUUCUACACCUGCGGCCUCCAAAAGGGUAAACAGUGUGAUUAUUUUCAGUGGGCAGAGGGUGGACCGGGCGUUUCAAUGCUGUCAGGCUGUUAG